GGUGACAGAUGGGAAAGUACCUUGGAAACUGAGCUCAGGAGGAUGUGCUGCUUGAGAGCACAGGUGACCUGGGCCCCGGGGGCCUCUUCUGCAGCACCUGUGUCCUGGGGCUCCGCAAGUGAGCAAGUGAUAACUGUGAAACGUUACCGUGAUUAUUUGUUGAACGUGUACAACUCACCGGGGGCUGGCUGUAUCCUUGUUCUCCAGAGGCAGGCAGCCUCCACCUAACGACAUCUAAGGAGGACAGCAAAUCUGCUGAAGUUCACCACACCCAGGCAGUGGCUUCUGCGGCAGAACCUGAGACCAUGGCCAGACCAGCACAGGGUGCUAGAUAUCGGGGCUCCAUCCACGACCACCCGGACUUCGACCCUGGCCAGGACGCGGAGGCUCUGUACACCGCCAUGAAGGGCUUCGGCAGUGACAAGGAGGCCAUACUGGAGCUGAUCACCUCCCGGAGCAAUAGGCAGAGGCAGGAGGUCUGCCAGAGCUACAAGUCCCUCUAUGGCAAGGACCUCAUUGCUGACCUGAAGUACGAGCUGACAGGGAAGUUCGAGCGGCUGAUCGUGGGCCUCAUGAGGCCACUCGCCUACUGUGACGCCAAAGAAGUUAAAGAUGCCAUCUCGGGCAUCGGCACGGACGAGAAGUGCCUCAUUGAGAUCUUGGCUUCCCGGACCAACGAGCAGAUCCACCAGCUGGUGGCAGCCUACAAAGAGGCCUACGAGCGAGACCUGGAGUCGGACAUCACUGGCGACACCUCCGGCCACUUCCAGAAGAUGCUCGUGGUCCUGCUGCAGGGAACCAGGGAGGAGGACGAUGUGGUGAGCGAGGACCUGGUCCAACAGGACGUGCAGGACCUGUACGAAGCAGGGGAACUGAAAUGGGGAACAGAUGAGGCCCAGUUCAUUUACAUCUUGGGAAAUCGCAGCAAGCAGCAUCUCCGAUUGGUGUUUGAUGAGUAUCUGAAGGCCACGGGGAAGCCGAUCGAAGCCAGCAUCCGGGGAGAGCUGUCCGGGGACUUUGAGAAGCUGAUGCUGGCCGUGGUGAAAUGCGUCCGGAGCACCCCAGAGUACUUCGCUGAGCGGCUCUUCAAGGCCAUGAAGGGCCUGGGGACGAGGGACAACACCCUGAUCCGCAUCAUGGUCACCCGCAGUGAGCUGGACAUGCUUGACAUACGGGAGAUCUUCCGCACCAAGUACGAGAAGUCCCUCUACAGCAUGAUCAAGAACGACACCUCUGGCGAGUACAAGAAGGCGCUGCUCAAGCUAUGCGGAGGGGACGAUGAUGCUGCUGGCCAGUUCUUCCCGGAGGCAGCGCAGGUGGCCUAUCAGAUGUGGGAGCUUAGUGCAGUGUCCCGAGUAGAGAUGAAGGGAACCGUGCGCCCCACCAGCGACUUCAACCCCGACGAAGAUGCCAAAGCCCUGCGGAAAGCCAUGAAGGGUCUCGGAACCAACGAAGGUGCGAUCAUUGAUAUCAUCACACAUCGCAGCAACGCCCAGCGUCAGCAGAUCCGGCAGACCUUCAAGUCCCACUUCGGCCGGGACCUAAUGGCUGACCUGAAGUCUGAGGUCUCUGGAGACCUGGCGAGGCUGAUGCUGGGGCUGAUGAUGCCGCCGGCGCAUUAUGACGCCAAGCAGUUGAAGAAGGCCAUGGAGGGAGCAGGCACGGAUGAAAAGGCCCUCAUUGAAAUCUUGGCCACUCGGACCAACGCCGAAAUCCGGGCCAUCAAUGAGGCCUACAAGGAGGACUAUCACAAGUCCCUGGAGGAUGCACUGAGCUCAGACACAUCCGGCCACUUUAAGAGGAUCCUCGUUUCUCUGGCCACGGGAAACCGUGAGGAGGGAGGAGAAGACCGGGACCAGGCUGGGGAAGAUGCCCAGGUGGCUGCGGAGAUCUUGGAAAUAGCAGACACGCCCAGUGGAGACAAAGCUUCCUUGGAGACACGGUUCAUGACGAUCCUGUGCACCAGGAGCUUUCCGCACCUUCGGAGAGUCUUCCAGGAAUUCAUCAAGAAGACCAACUACGACGUGGAGCAUGUCAUCAAGAAGGAGAUGUCUGGGGACGUCAGGGACGCCUUUGUGGCCAUUGUUCAGAGCGUCAAGAACAAGCCUCUGUUCUUUGCUGACAAACUCUACAAAUCCAUGAAGGGGGCUGGCACUGAUGAGAAGACCCUCACCAGGAUCAUGGUUUCCCGGAGCGAGAUAGACAUGCUCAACAUCCGGCGGGAGUUCAUUGAGAAGUACGACAAGUCUCUCCACCAGGCCAUCGAGGGCGACACCUCCGGAGACUUCAGGAAGGCCUUGCUGGCCCUCUGCGGCGGCGAGGACUAGGCCGGGAGCCCCUCUGCUAAGAUGCGGGCGGCAGCGGCAGCGACCGUGACCGAGCUGCUGCUCCAGCUGCAGAGACAAGGAGGGAGCGCGGCUGGGCUCGUCCUGGGCUUGGGACGGCCCCACUCCCACAGCCGCCCCUCGCGCUGCGUGGCUGAAGAGCCGCAGCCCUCGCUCCCGUCCACCCUCCUCCGCCUCUCCUCAGAACUCCCCAGCUUGCUCCCCCGCCACCCUGGCCCUGCUUCCGGCUCUGUCCAACCCCUGAACACACUGAGCCUGUCUGAACCGCGUGGUGUGUGCCUUGAAUGGCGGGUGUGGCGGUGGGCCCGGAGGAAGGAGCGAGUCGGCACCAGCCCCUUCCACACUGACCUUGGGCCAGUGCCUUUGUCCUGAGUCUCUGUCUUCUUAAUACAAAAUCAGAAUGGGACAAAAAAAAAAA
Messenger RNA from Heterocephalus glaber (naked mole-rat), 2763 nucleotides. NCBI's taxonomy places the organism in Eukaryota, Metazoa, Chordata, Mammalia, Rodentia, Bathyergidae. The record is from RefSeq and is a predicted model, not a curated record.